GCUCCUUGUGUACACUACUGUUCUUCUGGGGUCUAGGGGCCCCGAACCCACCUCGGGGAACUCUGCCUGACCUCCCCAGCAAUGUCCUUUCUCCUCUAGAGACAAGAAUGGACAAGGCGGUGACCCUGAACCAAACAAUGGUGAGGGAAUUCAUCCUGGUAGGGCUGUCCUCCAACCCCACAAUGCAGAGAGUCCUCUUCAUGGUCUUCCUACCUCUCUACCUACUGACCCUGGCUGGGAAUAUCCUUGUUUUAGUAACCAUUGUCCAUGACCGGCAGCUCCACUCGCCCAUGUACUUCUUCCUCAGCAACCUCUCCUUCAUCGACAUCUGCCAUGCCUCUGUCACAGUGCCUAAGAUGCUGGUUGACUUCCUCUCUGCAGAGAAGACCAUCUCCUUUGGGGGCUGUGUGGCCCAGAUGUUCUUCCUCCACCUCUUCACCUGCACUGAGAUCUUCCUCCUCACCGUCAUGGCCUAUGACCGCUACGUGGCCAUCUGCCGCCCACUGCAGUACCUCACUAUUAUGAGCCGCCGUGUCUGCCUGCAGCUGACUGGCGUGCUGUGGCUGGGUGGGACAGUGCACUCCUUAGCCCUCACAAGCAUGACCAUCAAGCUGCCUUACUGCGGGCCCCGGGAGGUGGACAACUUCUUCUGUGACGUGCCACCUGUGAUCAAGCUGGCCUGCACAGACACCUAUGUUAUCGAGGUGCUCAUUGUCUCCAACUCAGGACUCAUCUCUGUGGUCUGCUUUGUGGUGCUCGUGGUCUCCUAUGGGGUCAUCCUGACCUCACUGCGGAGCCGCCUCUCCAUGGGGAAGCGCAAGGCGCUGUCCACCUGUGCAGCCCACCUGACGGUUGUCACACUCUUCCUGGGUCACUGCAUCUUCAUCUACUCCCGCCCCUCCACCAGCCUGGCCGAGGACAAGGUUGUGUCAGUCUUCUUUACAGCCAUCACCCCACUGCUCAACCCCAUCAUCUACACCCUGCGCAAUGAGGACAUGAAGAGGGCUCUCAACAAGCUGAUGGGGGGUAAAGUGGAUGCGGAGAAGUAGGGGCUGGAACAUGGACCCCACAGCUUCCUGCCAGCUGCUUCCAUUGACUGUGCCCAUCAUGGCCAUACUUCUUCCCCUUCUCUCCUUGCACCAACCAUGGUAGCUCCACUGUCGUUGUCCUUGGCUCUCUGCUCCCUGAGGUGCCUGGUAUUUGGGGUCUGAUCCAGCUCUGUCAGAGCCAGACUCCACCCCCACUUUGCCACCAAGAGCAUUUCCCAUCUAAAUACAGGGCUUCAACAGAGAUGGUUUUGUUAAGAAUUGGAAAAAAAAGUCCAUUAAUCUGAUUUCUAGUUUUUGGCGGGUGAAUUUUGAGUGAACUGAAAGUUUCCAUGUUGUGUCGAAUCUCAACAAAUGAGAAUUGGAUUUUCAGUUAUGUAUAGGGAUCUUAUUUUGCUUUCAGUGUUUUUCCUAGAUGAGAACUAGUAGACAAGUGGGAGAAAGCUGAGAAAUCCACAAUACCGUUUCAUGUUUCUUUUUUCUUUCUUCCUUUUUUUUUUUAUGGAAAAUUUGUAAGUGAUGUUUUCAUUCCAAUUUUGUUUUAGUUCUGGAAAACUGAAAAAAAUAUAUAUAUUUUCAGGUUUUAGAUUUUUGGCAGGUGACACCUCUCUAUUUCCCAUUUCUGCUUUCUUCCUGUGUUGUUCUACUGUAAAAAUGAAGAGGCAUCUGAAGGAAAACAAAGAAUCCAAAAAUUGAAAA
Messenger RNA from Alligator mississippiensis (American alligator), 1745 nucleotides. Its product is annotated as olfactory receptor 4E1. The coding region runs from base 108 to 1049 and encodes 313 amino acids. Gene Ontology annotation, biological process: G protein-coupled receptor signaling pathway. The record is from RefSeq and is a predicted model, not a curated record. The transcript has a single exon. Gene Ontology annotation, cellular component: membrane. Gene Ontology annotation, molecular function: G protein-coupled receptor activity; olfactory receptor activity. Lineage: Eukaryota; Metazoa; Chordata; Crocodylia; Alligatoridae.